This is a messenger RNA of Racocetra persica, 372 nucleotides long. NCBI's taxonomy places the organism in Eukaryota, Fungi, Glomeromycota, Glomeromycetes, Diversisporales, Gigasporaceae. The record is from the annotation of a GenBank genome assembly.
AUGAUAAAAAUCGAUUGUAUGACAAAUAGUGUAAAUCAAUUACAAAUUCUUCGAACCAGAUUCUCUAUAAUGUCUCACUUUUCACCCAAAAACCUUGGUACUUUUAAAGUACUUGAAAUACAUAAUGAACCUAUAAAGUUACCCUCCAGGAGUGAAGAUUGUGCUAAUUUUAAAGCUGCACUUAAUGAAUUUAAAAAUUUUGCUCUGAUAGAAAUUCCUGUUUACAUGAAUAGUGAAGAGAUUCAUACUGGUCGAAUCAUUAAACAAAGAAUUCUUUCUGAACAUAAAAAGAUAUUAGCUAAAUAUCAUGAAGCUGAUUCAUCAAUUGUAGAAAAAGCUAUUAAAAGUACUUUGGCUAUUAAACCUAUUUGA